UCCACUUAGUAGCAGCAGAGAGCCUCCCUGGUCACUUAGCUCAAUCACCAUCUCUGUUCAGGAUGGACAAGAUGUACAAGAUGAAGAGCCAUGGAAAGCAGAAGGGGUCAGCAGGAGGGCUGAGCAGGAUGAUGAGGGAGCACAAGGCCAGGCUUUACAUCAUCCGGCGAUGCGUCGUCAUGCUCCUCUGUUGCCAUGACUAGCUCAUCCAUCUCUGUUCUUCUCUGACCCUACCAUAGAUGUUAAUUUCUAGCUAGGCUUGACAAAUUCUUUGUUGUGCGUGUGUGUGUAUGUACAAGGGGUAGUUCAGAAGUUUCAGAUAGAUGUUGCUGACGGUUUUGGCCUCGUGUAGUGGUGCUCCUAAGUCCUGCAAUGGCAAGGAUGUGCAUUUAUGGAUCUGCUGUGUGUUGGCAUUCUUGUUGUGAGUUUGCUCGAUCAGAAAUGAAAGAUUUCGAAAAUAGA
Lolium rigidum is the source of this 462-nucleotide messenger RNA. RefSeq names its product small polypeptide DEVIL 4-like. NCBI's taxonomy places the organism in Eukaryota, Viridiplantae, Streptophyta, Magnoliopsida, Poales, Poaceae. Gene Ontology annotation, biological process: negative regulation of cell population proliferation. The coding region runs from base 63 to 203 and encodes 46 amino acids. The transcript has a single exon. The record is from RefSeq and is a predicted model, not a curated record.